Molecule: messenger RNA, 2694 nt
Organism: Drosophila erecta
Lineage: Eukaryota; Metazoa; Arthropoda; Insecta; Diptera; Drosophilidae
Exons: 6
Coding region: 368-1063 (231 amino acids)
Cellular component (GO): membrane
Source: RefSeq, a predicted model, not a curated record
UGGCUCUUGACUCUCCCACGCUGCAGUCGGUGGCUCUGGCCGGAAUCAGCACCGGAAUCGGAAUCGGAAUCGGUAUCGGAAUCGCAAUCCGAAUCGGAAUCGGAAUCUUGCCCGGAUUGAAGGCGGACUGGGAGUGAGAGAGUGUAUUUUUAGUGCUUGCGUGCGAAAUUUUGUUGGUGUCAAAGUUAAACCAUUUACGUGAGAUUGCAAGGACAGGCUAAGAAGAAGAGCAGCACAAAAAGGAUAAUUGCAACAGCAACGCAAGAAGCAAUCUAAGCAACUGCAACUGCAACAGCAACAGCAACAUUUGCUGCAAGUGCAGCUCCACAGCCGUCGCCGCCGCCAAGUUCAAAAUCAACGCCUGACAAUGACAAAAGCAGCAGCAGCAGCAACACCAAUCAAAACAGCAGCAGAAGCAGCAACAUCAGCAGCAGCAGCUGCAGCAGCAACUGCAACUGCAACCGAAGCAAUAACAAUCAAUGGGCCCCAAACGACAUGGCGACGUCAACGCGGCUGCACAACAGCAACACGAAACAUGCAGCAGCAGCAGCAAGAGCAACAGCAACAAACGUACUUGCAACGCCUGAAGGCGGCCGGUCGACUGGGGGCGUGGCUGCCACCAAUGACGUCGCUGCGGCUGCCAACUGACUAUCUCGCCCAGCUGAUUUUGGCCCUGUGCCUGCUGGGCUGCCUCAGCCCCUUUACAGCUGCACUCGAGGAGGACUGCGUUGACUUUCAGGGCAACAAGGUGAACCACGGCAUGCUCUAUGUGCCCGGACCAGGAGUCUGUAGCCUCUGUGUCUGCUAUCACUCCGAGCCACUCUGGUGCAAGGCCAUCUACUGUGAUCCGCCCUACUUUUGCAAAAACUUCCGAGUUGGCGAGCGUUGCUGUGAGUUCGAGUGCUUGGAUCCGCCCGGCGAGGACAAACUGUACCAGGAGCGCAUGCGAAAGAGGGCCGAGAUACUGGCCGGGAACAGUACAGCCUCGAAUGUGCAACUCGCCCCGAUUGCCAUGUCCACCAUAAUGCUGGGAUUCCUGGGCAACAGCUUCCUCAACUUAUAACUUGAAGUCAAAUAGCAAGGAAUGGAGGUCAACUCAAGGCGAAGCUAAAUCACAACAUCCUCAUUUUUGUUGCUCCUAAAGCGUAGGAAACUCUCUGCCCCAAAAAAUUAUUACAGUGUAAUAAGCAAAGCAAAUGAAACCGGGCCACAUAUCUGUGGCCUUCAACCGAAUGGAUGCACAGAUGCAGCGCGCCAUCGAUGCGUAGGUUCUCACUUAUAUCCCCAGACUUAUAAUAGGUACAAUAAUAAUUUCAAUGGACAUGGAACAGGAACAGCUAGGGCAUGGAAAGUCGCCCCACAAUUGCAAAACAUUUUCGAGUACUUUCAAUGUGAUCCGCAUCCGAAUCCGAAUCCAAAUCGAAUCGGUAGAGCCAGCAGAUAUAGCAUAUACACUUACAUCUACCUAAGUAUAGAUGAGUAAGCAACACCAAGAAACCAGAACAAACUCAUCAAGCGAACGUAUAAGACAGUCUCUAGCUCCUAAGACUAUAGUAAAGAAAUAUAUAUAUAUAUAUGUAAAAAAAUAUAUAUACACAGAUGUAUGGACAUCUAUGUAAGCGUAUUGUACAUAAGAGUAUAUAGCUCUUUGUAUCGGAUCAAAAAUUGUUGAUUAGUGUUUAGCUAACUGAAUGAGGGCAACUCUUCUAGGAAGAUAGGUUUUUUUUAAUCCAAUAAAAAUGUUCACCAUAAGUCGCCGAAGACACUAUACACCACAGUUCACCACAUUAGAUACUGCUCCUAGUACAUUUUUUAGAGCUGUCAGGGCAUCGGUAAUAUUUUGUAUGUUAGUUUCUACCUAAAAAUAAAUGGAAUAUGAAAAACAGUCAGGAGGAAAUCGUUGGAAACGAUAGUAACAUUGGCAUUAGCAUUGAAAUGCGAAAACUUGAUAGCUCUAAUUUCUUUCCAACCACCAAACACGUUUAAAACUUAUAUAAAUGGCGGUAAGGGCAGAACGAUGGAAUCGCGAUCUUAGUAAAGGGUAGUAAAUUACACAUAUCUUGGCAACAUUUUUUCCAAAAUAUUAUAACAGACACGGUCACGAAUGAAUCAUUAACUCUUGCAUUGGUGCUAAUUUUAUCGUAGGCUAAAAUAUAAUUAAAAUCACACACUCCCCACUUCGCACAUCACACUCCAAUCACAUUGAAUCAAAUUCUAUAUAUCAAUUAGGUAAUGUAAUCGAAAGCAAAAAGUGUAGUUAACCAAUUAAAGGUAAUGACGACCCUAUGUUUUAUGUAAGAAAUUUGCCUAAGGUAAAUCCGUUAACGAUAUAAUACUAAAUAAUUAUAACAAUAACUAAUGGAAACCAACUCCUAUGUUAGCUCGCUGGAUAGGUUUUCAUUUUGCCCUUUGGAUAAAUCAAGUGCAUAAUCAGCGGAAAACCAAUACCAGAUUCGGCAAAGCUUAGUAGACAUGUAGGAAAAUCCCUUCAAGAAGAAUAGAUCUCGUUUCAACUUUAGGCUAAUGACUCUGAAGCCAUCUCCGUCUCUUUCUAUAUAUAUAUAUUAAACCUAUGAAUGUAGCAAAUAAAUCUAGAGAUAUAGCUGGACCAGCAGGCAAAACAUGAACUCGAAUGAACAUGAAUGGAGUCGAUGGAAAUCAAUAUAUGUGAGUGGGUUUCACAAUCCAGGGGAA